UUUGUCAUUUAUUCACUUUUCGAUAUACUUGAAUCUUAAAACAAUGCCAGUAGAAGUGCCCCCACGCCACGACAGGAAGUGUUGGAUGGUAGUAGUAUUGUUCCUGGCAUGAAAUAAGCAUCCAGUGAAUAAUAACAACAAUAAUAGUAAUAGUAGUAGUAAUAAUUAUAGUAAUAUCAAUCAUAUUCAGAAUCCCCUUUAGUUUCCAGACCCUUUUCACAUUCUUCAUUCCAACUCCCACGGGCAGCAAGGUAUCUAUGUGAGUAUUUCUUCCCAUUUUACGGAUGGAGAAACCGAGGCCCUACCAGGAGGUGAGAGGGCGCGGGCGCAGGCUCGCUGUCUGCGCCUGGUGGCCGGGCGGGACGGGGCGGGGCCCUGGAUGCUCGCAGGUGCGUAAAUCUGCGGGGGAAUCCUCGGCUCCGCCCGGGUGCGGCGAGGAAAUUGCACCAUGUAUGGGCAGCUGCGUCAGAGGGGGCGGAACCGCCGCUGUCGCUGGAGGACGCCAAGUCCUCCCUUCCCUCCCCCCCAAAAAAAGGCUGCUACGGGACGGUAGGAGGCGUCGAAAAGUUCGGGGCGGAGUGGCAAAAGUCGGUGCGCCUGGAGAGGCGGAGCCCUGAGGUGACCCGCACCGCUGCGCAAUGCCCCCACCCCCGUCGAAGUGGUUCAGCCCGAGAACUUUUCAUUCAUAAAAAGAAAAGACUCGGCGCGGAGCGAGUGAGUCAGAAGCCAAGCCGCCGACGCGGACCCCACAGUGCAGCCAGCCCAGGGCAUGUUCCGAGACUUCGGAGAACCCGGACCGAGCUCCGGGGCCGGCGGUGCGUACGGCGGCCCGGCGCAGCCCCCGGCCACAGGCCAGCAUCAGAAGUUCCACUUCGUGCCAAGCAUCAACGCUGUGAGUGGCAGCCAGGAGCUGCAGUGGAUGGUUCAGCCUCACUUCCUGGGACCCAGCAACUACCCCAGGCCUCUGGCCUAUCCCCAAUACAGUUACCCACAGCCCCGGCCAGGAGUCAUCCGGGCCCUGGGGCCACCUCCAGGGGUGCGUCGCCGGCCCAGUGAACAGAUCAGCCCAGAGGAGGAGGAGCGCCGUCGAGUGAGGCGCGAGCGGAACAAGCUGGCCGCGGCCAAGUGCAGGAACCGGAGGAAGGAACUGACCGACUUCCUGCAGGCGGAGACCGACAAACUGGAAGACGAGAAAUCAGGGCUGCAGCGAGAGAUUGAGGAGCUGCAGAAGCAGAAGGAGCGGCUGGAGCUGGUGCUCGAAGCCCACCGCCCCAUCUGCAAAAUCCCGGGAGGGACCAAGGAGAGGGACACUGGCGGCAGAGGCGGCACCAGCAGCCCACCAGCCCCUUCAGGCCCUGUGCCUUGUAUCUCCCUGUCCCCAGGGCCUGUUCUUGAACCCGAAGCAUUGCACACCCCCACGCUCAUGACCACACCCUCCCUGACUCCUUUCACCCCCAGUCUGGUCUUCACCUACCCUAGCACCCCUGAACCCUGUGCCUCAGCCCAUCGCAGGAGUAGCAGCAGCAGUGGGGAUCCGUCCUCUGACCCCCUCGGCUCCCCCACCCUCCUGGCCUUAUGAGGCACCUCAGCUCCCCUCCUUGCGGGUGCUACACUAGCCAACAUCUCCCCAUCCUUUGGUCCAGCUGGCCUGGGCCAUAUCCUGUGCCCAACCCCAGCAGGUUCUUCUCCAUCCCUCCAGAUGAGAUUGAGCAUAUUUUGCUUCCUGGGUGAGCCAGCUUGGGGCCACCAAAGCUGCCCAGUUUCUCUAGAGCUGGCCUCUCUAGCACAGUUUGCACUAAAUCAAAGAAAAAAGAUUUCCCAUUUGUGCAAGAGGACUCCUGGCAGCCCCAAAGGACUUUGUAGAUUCCUAGAGGUCCUCUGGAGCCCUAACCCCCUCCAGACCACCCCUAUAGUCUUCAUCACCCUCUUCCUGUGAUCCACCCAACCCUACCCCUUGACAAGUGAUAUGCUACCAGCCUAGAACACUAACUCACCCUGCCCCACUGCCAGCAGCACCAGGUGAUUGAAUCAGGGCAUUUUGCCGGCUCCUCUUGAAUGGCACAGCUCAAGAGGGUGCCAGAGGCUUCUGUGAUGAGCUGACCUGCAGCCCCCAGCUCUGAGAAGACUUUAGCUCCAGAGAUUCCAGGGAAUCCAAGCCUCCACCGCAAGGGCAGCUGCUAUUUAUUUUCCUAAAGAGAGUAUUUUUAUACAAACCUGCCAAAAUGGAAUAAAAGGCUUGAAGCUUUG
Rhinolophus ferrumequinum (greater horseshoe bat) is the source of this 2247-nucleotide messenger RNA. It is a transcript of the gene FOSL1, whose product is annotated as FOS like 1, AP-1 transcription factor subunit. The transcript is spliced from 4 exons. Gene Ontology annotation, biological process: regulation of transcription by RNA polymerase II. The coding region runs from base 770 to 1579 and encodes 269 amino acids. The record is from RefSeq and is a predicted model, not a curated record. NCBI's taxonomy places the organism in Eukaryota, Metazoa, Chordata, Mammalia, Chiroptera, Rhinolophidae. Gene Ontology annotation, cellular component: nucleus. Gene Ontology annotation, molecular function: RNA polymerase II cis-regulatory region sequence-specific DNA binding; DNA-binding transcription factor activity, RNA polymerase II-specific.